Vicugna pacos (alpaca) is the source of this 565-nucleotide messenger RNA. The record is from RefSeq and is a predicted model, not a curated record. Lineage: Eukaryota; Metazoa; Chordata; Mammalia; Artiodactyla; Camelidae.
CUCAGUGUUGUUUAACGUGAUCUGACAUUCUACAGGAGUGGGAAUGGCUCUGCGAAAAAUGGGUGCAAUGGCCAAGCCAGAUUGUAUCAUCACUUUUGAUGGCAAAAACCUCACCAUAAAAACUGAGAGCACUUUGAAAACAACACAGUUUUCCUGCAGCCUGGGAGAGAAGUUCGAAGAGACUACAGCUGAUGGCAGAAAAACUCAGACUGUCUGCAACUUCACUGACGGCGCAUUGGUUCAACAUCAGGAAUGGGAUGGGAAGGAGAGCACGAUAACAAGACGGUUGGAAAACGGGAAGUUAGUGGUGGAAUGCAUCAUGAACAAUGUCACUUCCACUCGGGUCUAUGAAAAAGUAGAGUAAAAAUUCCAGCAUCAUUUUGGACAGGAAUUAGCUGCGAGGAUGAACACGCUCAGUUCAAUGAGCAAAUCUCCAUACUACUUUUUUUUUUUCAUUACUGUGUUCAAUUAUCUUUAUCACAAACAUUUUACUUCCAACUGUUUCAAAGUGUUGAAUUAAUCAGGAUUCUCCCUUUGGUUAGUAAAUAAAUCUGUUUGUGCUAUA